This is a messenger RNA of Myripristis murdjan (pinecone soldierfish), 5310 nucleotides long. RefSeq names its product calcium channel, voltage-dependent, L type, alpha 1S subunit, a (gene cacna1sa). NCBI's taxonomy places the organism in Eukaryota, Metazoa, Chordata, Actinopteri, Holocentriformes, Holocentridae. The record is from RefSeq and is a predicted model, not a curated record. The transcript has 43 exons. Gene Ontology annotation, molecular function: high voltage-gated calcium channel activity; calcium ion binding. Gene Ontology annotation, cellular component: voltage-gated calcium channel complex; membrane. Bases 1 to 5310 code for a protein of 1769 amino acids. Gene Ontology annotation, biological process: calcium ion import across plasma membrane.
AUGGCAGACAGCAACAAUCCUCCAAUGUCAUCCUACAUUAUGGAUGAGGAAACUCUGAAGAGGAAGCAGAAGGAGAAGCUGAAGAAGCUAAUGGCUACAGGGGGCAACCCUCGGCCAGCACGUUCCCUCUUCUUCCUGACACUGAAGAACCCAUUCCGCAAGGCCUGCAUCAGCAUUGUGGAGUGGAAACCUUUUGAAAUCAUCAUCUUAUUGGCAAUUUUCGCUAACUGUGUGGCCCUGGCUGUGUACUUGCCCAUGCCAGAGGAGGACAGCAACAACACCAACAGCAACCUGGAGAGUCUGGAGUACAUCUUCCUCAUCAUCUUCUCUAUAGAGUGUUUCCUGAAGAUUGUGGCAUAUGGAUUUCUCUUCCAUGCAGAUGCUUAUCUAAGAAAUUGUUGGAACAUAUUGGAUUUUGUUUGUGUAUCUGUUGGGCUGUUCACUGUGGUUGUGGAUGCCAUCAAUCACAUCAGUGGUGUGGAGGCUCCAGUGGGAGAAAAAGGUGGAGGAGGUUUUGACAUGAAAGCCCUCCGAGCCUUCAGAGUCCUCCGACCCCUCAGGCUGGUCUCUGGAGUCCCCAGCCUGCAAGUGGUGAUGAACUCCAUCCUGAAGUCCAUGCUACCUCUGUUCCACAUCACCCUACUGGUCCUCUUCAUGGUCACCAUAUACUCCAUUAUGGGUCUGGAGCUCUUCAAGUGCAAAAUGCACAAGACCUGCUACUACACAGGCACAAAUAUCAUUGCCACUGUGGAGAAUGAGAAACCGGCUCCAUGUGCUCAAGCAGGGAACGGCCGGCGUUGUACCAUCAAUGGCACAGAAUGUCGAGCUGGCUGGCCGGGACCAAACCAUGGCAUUACCCAUUUUGACAACCUGGGCUUCUCUAUGCUGACUGUGUACCAGUGUAUCACCACACAAGGCUGGACUGAUGUCCUGUACUGGGUUAAUGACGCUAUAGGAAUGGAGUGGCCAUGGAUUUUUUUUACCACACUGAUCCUGGUUGGCUCCUUCUUUGUCCUCAACCUGGUUCUGGGCGUACUCAGUGGUGAGUUCACUAAGGAGCGAGAGAAGGCCAAAUCCCGUGGAGAGUUCCAGAAGCUGAGAGAAACCCAGCAGCUGGAUGAGGACCUCAAGGGCUAUAUGGAGUGGAUCACCCAAGCAGAGGUCAUGGACAAUGACCAGGAGGGACAGGGCCUGCUGCCCCUGGAGGAUGGAGGCUCAGACACAGGGAGUGUUAGCAAAAUGGACACCAUGCAGCGGAUUACCUACUACUAUAAGCAGGCUCGUAAGUGGAACCGAUUUUUUCGGCGGAAGUGUCGUGUGUAUGUUAAGUCCAGGCUGUUCUACUGGUGGGUGAUCUUGCUGGUCUUCCUCAACACGCUGGCCAUUGCUACUGAACACCAUCAGCAGUCCCAGAGGCUCACCAACUGGCAAGACAAUGCCAAUAAGCUGCUGCUGUCUAUGUUCACCAUCGAGAUGUUCAUGAAGAUGUACGCAUUGGGGCUGCCUUCUUACUUCAUGUCACUCUUCAACCGCUUUGACUGCUUUGUGGUGUCCACUGGCAUUCUGGAGCUCAUCCUGGUUGAUAUGGAUGUCAUGUCAGUCAUGGGCAUCUCUGUACUGCGCUGCAUUCGACUGCUGCGCCUGCUCAAAGUCACCAAAUACUGGACAUCUCUUAGUAACCUCGUAGCUUCCCUCUUGAACUCGGUGCGUUCCAUCGCCUGCUUGUUGCUCCUCCUCUUCCUCUUCAUCGUCAUCUUCUCCCUGCUGGGGAUGCAGGUGUUUGGAGGGAAGUUCAACUUUCCUAACCAGCCCAAACCCCGUAGCACCUUUGACAAUUUCCCUCAAGCCCUCAUCAGUGUAUUCCAGAUUCUGACAGGUGAGGACUGGAACACAGUGAUGUAUGAUGGCAUCAUGGCUCAUGGAGGACCCAACAUGCCUGGUAUCCUGGUCAGCAUCUACUUCAUCAUCCUGUUUGUCUGUGGAAACUUCAUCCUGCUGAACGUCUUUCUGGCCAUUGCUGUUGAUAACUUGGCUGAGGCAGAGUCUUUGACUUCAGCACAGAAGGAGAAAGCAGAGGAAAAAAAACGCAAGAAAGAACUCAGGGCCAACAUGCCUGACAAGGCAGCUGAGGAGAAAGCACUUCUGGCCAAGAAGUUGGCUGAGCAAAGAGCCAAGGGCAUAGAAGGCAUCCCUACUACUGCCAAGCUCAAAAUAGACGAGUUUGAGUCGAAUGUGAAUGAGAUCAAAGACCCCUUUCCUCCUGCAGACUUCCCUGGUGAUGAUGAGGAGGAGGACCCUGAUAUCCCAGAAAGCCCGAGACCUCGUCCAAUGGCAGACCUGCAGUUGAAAGAAGAGGCGGUGCCAAUGCCAGAAGCCAGCUCAUUUUUCAUAUUUGGUCCUCAGAACAAGUUUCGUAAGCUCUGCCAUCGCAUAAUCAAUGCGACAACUUUCACCAACAUCAUCCUCCUGUUCAUCCUCCUGUCCUCCAUCUCUCUGGCUGCAGAGGAUCCUAUCGACCCCAUGUCCUUCAGGAACCAGGUGUUGGCCUAUGCUGAUAUAGUCUUCACUUCCGUGUUCACAGCAGAGAUUGUACUCAAGAUGACCACAUAUGGUGCCAUUCUUCAUCAGGGUUCUUUCUGUCGGAACUCUUUCAACAUCCUGGACCUUCUCGUGGUCAGUGUAUCCCUCCUCUCAAUGGGCAUGGAAUCCAGCGCUAUCUCUGUGGUCAAGAUUCUCAGGGUGUUAAGGGUACUCCGGCCCCUCAGGGCCAUCAAUAGAGCAAAGGGACUCAAGCACGUGGUCCAGUGUGUGUUUGUGGCUAUCAAGACAAUUGGAAACAUUGUCCUUGUCACCAUGCUGCUGGACUUCAUGUUUGCCUGUAUUGGAGUCCAACUCUUCAAGGGAAAGUUCUACGCCUGCACAGAUCCUGACAAAAUGACAGAGGAAACUUGCAAAGGUUGGUAUAUAAAGUACCAGGAGGGGGCGCUGCAUGAAAUGGUGGUUCGGAAGAGGGAGUGGAUCAAUUCAGAACUCAACUUUGACAAUAUCCUCAAUGGGAUGCUGGCUCUCUUCACUGUCUCCACGUUCGAGGGAUGGCCGAAGCUUCUAUACAAAGCCAUUGAUUCCAACCUAGAGGACAUGGGCCCAGUGUACAACAAUCGUGUGGCAAUCUCCAUUUUCUUUAUCAUCUACCUCAUCCUCAUUGCCUUCUUCAUGAUGAAUAUAUUUGUGGGAUUUGUCAUCGUCACCUUCCAAGAGCAAGGAGAGCAGGAGUACAAGAACUGUGAGCUCGACAAAAAUCAGAGGCAGUGUGUCCAGUAUGCUCUGAAGGCACGACCUUUGCGUUGUUACAUCCCCAAGAACCCUUAUCAGUACCAAGUGUGGUACAUUGUCACCUCCUGCUACUUUGAGUACCUCAUGUUCCUCCUGAUUAUGCUCAACACCAUGUGUCUGGGGAUGCAGCACUGUAACCAGUCGGACCAUGUCACCCACCUGUCCGACAUGCUGAAUGUGAUUUUCACUGUGCUUUUCACUGUGGAGAUGAUCCUUAAACUCAUGGCCUUCAAAGCCAAGGGUUAUUUUGGAGACCCCUGGAAUGUCUUUGAUUUUGUCAUCGUCAUCGGCAGCGUUGUGGAUGUGACACUGAGUGAGAUCGAUGCAGCACUGGCUUCCUCAGGAGGGCUUUACUGUCUCCACGGCUGCGCUGAAGUGGAUCCCAUGCAGGCGAUUGCGUCCUCAGAGAACAUGAGUGUGUCCAUCACCUUCUUCAGACUCUUUCGUGUCAUGCGUCUGGUAAAACUUCUGAAUCGCUCUGAAGGGAUACGGAAUCUUUUGUGGACCUUCAUCAAGUCCUUCCAGGCUCUACCCUACGUGGCCCUGCUUAUUCUCAUGCUGUUCUUCAUCUAUGCUGUGGUUGGUAUGCAGAUAUUUGGUAAAAUUGCCUUGGUUGAUGGUACAUACAUCAACAGGAACAACAACUUCCAGACAUUUCCACAAGCCGUGUUGCUGUUGUUCAGGUGUGCUACAGGGGAGGCGUGGCAUGAAGUGAUGCUGGCAUGUAUGUAUGGGAAGAGGUGUGACCCAAAGUCUGACUACCUGCCAGGGGAGGAAUACACAUGUGGAGCCAACUUCGCCAUCAUCUACUUCAUGAGCUUUUACAUGCUCUGUGCCUUCUUGAUCAUCAACCUGUUUGUGGCUGUCAUUAUGGACAACUUUGACUACUUGACACGUGAUUGGUCAAUCCUUGGCCCCCAACACCUGGAUGAGUUCAAGAAAAUCUGGGCAGAAUAUGAUCCUGAGGCCACGGGGCGUAUCAAGCACCUUGAUGUUGUGACGCUCCUGCGGAGGAUCCCUCCUCCUCUGGGUUUUGGAAAGUUCUGUCCUCAUCGUAUUGCCUGCAAGAGGCUGGUCUCCAUGAACAUGCCUCUCAACAGUGAUGGGACGGUCACCUUCAACGCCACGCUGUUUGCACUGGUCCGGACUGCACUGAAAAUCAAGACUGAAGGUAAUUUUGAGCAAGCCAAUGAGGAACUGAGGGCCAUCAUCAAGAAGAUAUGGAAGCGCACCAGCAUGAAACUACUGGAUCAAGUUAUCCCACCAAUAGGAGAUGAUGAGGUAACCGUAGGGAAGUUCUAUGCCACCUUCCUGAUCCAGGACUACUUUAGGAAGCUGAAGAAGAGACAGGAGGAAUAUUACGGUUACCGGCCCACCAAGAAGAGCGCCACUAACGAGAUACAGGCGGGAUUGAGGAACAUCGAAGAAGAGGCAGUUCCAGAGCUCCAUAGGGCGAUCUCUGGAGACCUGAUGAAUGAGGAGGAAAUGGACCGAGUCAUGGAUGAAGCUGCUGAUGAGGGCAUCUUCAGGAGGAAAGGUGGUCUGUUUGGGAACGAUGUGGACCCUUUCUCUAUGGAGAACGAGACGGCCAACGCCGGUCAGGCCACCAGCCAGCGCCCCCUGCAGAUGGCAGAGGGAGCAAACAACAAUAACAACGUUAACAUUACCAACAGCAGCACAAGGAACAGCUUUGCCUAUGAGAGCGAGGCCUCCUCACAUGUUCAUCCUGUAACCAUGAGUGGAGCUCCAGAGAAAUGGAGCUCAGCUGACAGGAUGAUCCAGGAGUGUCUUAUUAAUGGUGGUUUGGAAGAUUUGGCCACUGACCCUCGAUUUGUAUCAACAACGAGGAAAGAGCUCGCCGAGGCCAUGAACUUAAACGUUGAUGAGAUGGAGACCACAGCUCAGGAGCUUCUCAGCAGACGCAAAGUGGGGUCCAGUGGAGGAGACCACCGACCCCAUCCACACCCAGCAACCUAA